AUGUUAUUUUACAAAAUUGGAAUAUGUUUUUCAUAUCAAAAAUGUUUAUUCUGUUUUACUGACCUAACACAAGAUUUAUGUGAAUGCGAUACUAAUCAAAAACCAACUCGUAACAAAACUCAAUCUAAAAGUCAAAUUUAUAGUAGACUUUACAAUCCUAAUAAUAUUCAAAUAAAUCAAAAACUAUUUCUUAAAAACUAUGAUCAUAUUUUUGCUUUCAAAGAGACAAACUUUUCUUCAGCUACUACAAGUGUUAGUAAUCAUGCUAAAAAAAGAGUUAAAGAUACUGACUUUUCUUUAACUACAAGUAUUAAUGAUGAUAAUGAUUCUGACUCUUCAAUAAACUCUAUUUCAUCAGAGAAAGGUUCUAAUUUUGAUUCAAAAUUUGAA
Molecule: messenger RNA, 390 nt
Organism: Scutellospora calospora
Lineage: Eukaryota; Fungi; Glomeromycota; Glomeromycetes; Diversisporales; Gigasporaceae
Source: the annotation of a GenBank genome assembly